Messenger RNA from Hevea brasiliensis (rubber tree), 1368 nucleotides. RefSeq names its product protein SRG1. The coding region runs from base 13 to 1236 and encodes 407 amino acids. The transcript is spliced from 4 exons. NCBI's taxonomy places the organism in Eukaryota, Viridiplantae, Streptophyta, Magnoliopsida, Malpighiales, Euphorbiaceae. The record is from RefSeq and is a predicted model, not a curated record.
AUAUUUUAAUUUAUGAUGAACCUCCAACCUUCUUCAUUCCACUUUGUCCUCAAACUUUCUUGUGUCCCUUAUAAACCUCUUCUGCUUUGUAUUCGUUUGAGGAGGAAUAGCGAUUGCCAAAUAAAGGAUCUGUUGGGCAAGAAGAGCAUGGAAUCAAAAGGAAGUAGUCUUGGAACCUCUCUGUUGGUUCCUUGUGUCCAAGAAUUGGCCAAGGAGCCCUUGGUUACUGUCCCACCAAGGUACAUAUGCCCUGAUCAAGAUCAUCCCAUCGUUGUUGUUGAGGAUGAUGCCCCAUUGCCUGAGGUUACAGUUAUCGAUAUGCAGAGGUUACAUAACCAAGAGUCGAUGGAUUCUGAAUUGGCCAAGCUCCAUCUUGCUUGCAAGGAAUGGGGUUUCUUCCAGUUGGUCAACCAUGGAGUAAGCUCUUCAUUAUUGGAGAGAGUGAAAAUACAAGUUCAGGACUUCUUCAAUCUCCCAAUGGAGGAGAAGAAAAAAUUCUGGCAGAAUCCAGGAGAAGUAGAAGGAUUUGGGCAGACCUUUGUUGUGUCUGAGGAGCAAAAGCUUGAUUGGUCUGAUAUUUUCUUUAUGGUCACUCAACCAGUUCAUUUGAGGAAGCCACACUUAUUUCCAAUGCUCCCUCUUCCUUUAAGAGACACCUUGGACAGCUAUUCAUCAGAAGUGAAGAAUUUAGCAGUGGCUAUCCUAGAGCAGAUGGCAAAAGUUCUGAAAAUUAGAGAUGAGGAAAUGAGAGAGAUCUUCACUGAAGGCAUAUGGCAAAGUUUGAGGAUGAACUAUUAUCCACCAUGUCCUCAACCAGAGAAGGUUAUUGGCCUUACCCCUCAUUCAGAUGGCACAGGCCUCACCAUUCUCCUACAAAUUAAUGAUGUUGAAGGUCUCCAGAUUAUGAAAGAUGGCGAGUGGAUUCCUGUCAAGCCCCUUCCAAAUGCCUUUGUUGUUAACAUUGGAGACAUUAUGGAGAUCAUAACCAAUGGCACAUAUAGUAGCAUCCUGCACCGUGCAACGGUGAACUCUCAGAAGGAAAGACUCUCAAUUGUUGCGUUCCAUUCCCCAAGUUACGACGGUGAUAUAAGUCCAGCACCGAGCUUGAUUACCAAGGAAAUGCCAGCACUGUUUAAAAGAAUCACAGUUAAGGACUUUUACAAGGCCUUCUUUUCUCGGGAACUUCGAUCAAAAUCUUACCUUGACACCUUGAGAAUACAACAUGGUGAAGAGUGAAGACUAAAAUUGGCAAAUUUUGUCUAUCAAUGUGGAAAGUUUGAUGCAUAAAAUAGGAUUAAUUAUUUGAAUAAUGGAAUCGUAAAAUAUUUUAUCAAAAUAAUGUGAAAUUUAAAUUGUUUUCCAAAAUAA